Molecule: messenger RNA, 1118 nt
Organism: Gigantopelta aegis
Lineage: Eukaryota; Metazoa; Mollusca; Gastropoda; Neomphalida; Peltospiridae
Product: mitochondrial import receptor subunit TOM22 homolog
Exons: 3
Coding region: 105-539 (144 amino acids)
Biological process (GO): intracellular protein transport
Cellular component (GO): mitochondrial outer membrane
Source: RefSeq, a predicted model, not a curated record
UUAACCGGAAGUAAAUUUAUUAACAUGUGCCUGGGCAUUUCCUAGAGUUGAAUAUUUAAAAUAAAUAAUAAAUAUUAAUUUACCAGUAUAAAACAAUACGCUUAAUGUCUUCAGGUGAUGCGUUUGCGUCAGGUGAAGCUCCCGGGAGGGAGUUUGAAAUAUCAAAAUUAAAAGAACUAGAAGCUGAUGAAGAUCAUGAGGAUAUUGAUGAGACUUUGUCUGAGCGGCUAUGGGGGUUAACGGAGAUGUUCCCUGAGGGUCUACGCAACGUCUGUGGGUCAGUGAGCUCGUUUGCCGUUACUGCCAGCAAGGUGGGAUACUCCCUGAGUCGCAGUGUCCUGUUCAUUGCCGCCUCCACUGCCACAAUCAUGGUACUUCCAGUGGUGUUUGAGACUGAGCGGGCACAGCACCAUGAGCAGCAGUUACAGCAACAGAGACAGAUUCUUCUUGGACCCAAUGCAGCUGUGUCUGGCACACAAGGACAUUUACUGCCUGGAAUGAUGCCUGGGGCUAUUCCAACUCAAAUGAGCUCUAAGUAACAAGAGAGACAGAAAGUCAUUGUUCACAGUAUUGAUAUUUUGAAGAUUUGUUUUGUAGAUUGGCGGCAUUGAAUGAGAAUUCAAGGAAAAAUAACAUUAGGAUCAUUUGGAAAGUACUGUAAAUCACAAAAUAUUAGCGAUGUUAAAAUUUAGCAAAAUCAAAUUUAAUAGAAAAGUACAGUAAUGUGCAUUCUAACUAACCAUUGUCGUUUGCUAUCCGUUUGGUUUAAUCAAUAGUGUAUAACCAUUGUGGUGAGUUCAGUUAAUCACAGUCUGUUGUAUGUCUCUUUAAAUUUAGCAUCAUGAAAUAUUAGCAUCUUGUCUGACCUCGCCAAUUCGCUAACAUCUUAUGCUCGCUAACACUUCCUGAUUUACAAUAGUUUUCUUGUGUUGGAAAUGCACAGCAGUAAAGCAGUUAUUACAGUUUUGUCCGUUAGUUAUAUAUGUCCAGAAGAAACGGUUGAUGGGUUAGUGCAGAAAUUAAUUCAGACAAACGUUCAAACUGUAAAUGUACAUCAUCACGUGUGAAUGUUAAUUGUUUUAUUGGUGUGGAUGUAAAAUAAUAAAUAUAUAAUUAUG